This is a messenger RNA of Tachysurus fulvidraco (yellow catfish), 2211 nucleotides long. RefSeq names its product WAS protein family homolog 1 (gene wash1). Gene Ontology annotation, cellular component: recycling endosome; early endosome; WASH complex. Gene Ontology annotation, molecular function: gamma-tubulin binding; alpha-tubulin binding. The coding region runs from base 150 to 1595 and encodes 481 amino acids. The record is from RefSeq and is a predicted model, not a curated record. The transcript has 11 exons. NCBI's taxonomy places the organism in Eukaryota, Metazoa, Chordata, Actinopteri, Siluriformes, Bagridae. Gene Ontology annotation, biological process: Arp2/3 complex-mediated actin nucleation; endocytic recycling; exocytosis.
UACUUAACGAAUCAGUAACGAAUCUGUCAUCGCAAAUCGACAGUUAAUCCUGUCAGCUGACUGAGGGAGGUUCGACCUGUGUAGCUUCAGUCUGUAAUGUGAGGACAGAAAAUCAUCUGGCUUUUAAAGUUUAGAGCUCGACUCUAUAAAUGGGCAGGAUGACACAGAAUCACCACCUGGAGGGCCAGGUCUAUUCUGUGCCAUUGAUCCAGCAGGACCUGAGGAGGGAAGAAGCUGUGCACCAGAUCACUGAUGCCCUGCUGUAUUUGGAAAUGAUCUCCACAGAUAUCUUCAGCAGGGUGUCUCAGCGUGUGGAGAGUAACCGUGCUCACCUUCAGGCCGUUACUGACCGCAUUAACCUGGUACAAGCUCGAGUCCACAAGAUUAAAGGAAGCAAGAAAGCCACCAAGGUUUUCUCCAGUGCUAAAUACCCUGCUCCUGAGAAACUGCAGGAUUAUUCUUCCUUAUUUGUGGGUGCUGUAGAUCCAGCAUCUCAGAAACGACCUCGUUACAAAGUACAGGGCAAGCUUCGCCCCCUUGAUGACAAGGCCUUACAGGAGAAGUCGAUGUAUUUUCCAGUUUGGGUGAACACUAAGAAGCGCUCAGAGGAUGAGACCGAGGAGGGCCUGGGGAGUCUGCCAAGAAACAUCAGCUCCGUCAGCUCUUUGCUGCUCUUUAACACCACAGAGAACCUAUAUAAAAAGUAUGUGUUCCUGGAUCCCCUGGCGGGAGUCGUCACUAAAACCCACAAUACACUAGAAACCGAGAAGGAUGAGAAGCCGUUUGAUGCACCGCUAUCCAUCACUAAACGAGAGCAACUAGAGAGACAGACUGCAGAAAAUUAUUUCUACGUGCCAGACCUGGGAAAAGUGCCUGAGAUCGAUGUGCCCUCUUAUCUGCCCGACCUGCCUGGCAUUGCCGAUGACCUCAUGUACAGCGCUGACCUCGGCCCAGGCUUCGCCCCUUCUGGUGCUGUCAGUGCAACAAUUCCAGAGCUGCCCUCUUUUGGCACAGAACAUGAAGAUGGCUCUCAGUUCCGAUCCGAGGCUCCUCCUCCACCUCCGCCUCCUCCUCCUCCACCCCCUCCUCCUGAGUCUCCCCAGGUUACAGUUCCUCCUCUUGGAGCUUCUCCAGCCCCACCCCCUCCUCCUCCACCACCUCCUGCUGUUCCAGAGGACAAAGGUAUUGGAGGUAUAUCUACUCAUGCUCCGCCCCCAGGUACAGUAAAAGGCACCCCUUCAGAGGUUCCGCAGCCUUCAGAUGGGCGCGCCAGCUUACUCGAGUCUAUUCGUAACGCAGGCGGCAUCGGAAAAGCCAAACUGCGCAACGUUAAAGAAAGAAAGAUGGAAAAGAAGAAACAGAAGGAGCAGGAGCAAGUUGUAGCAGCAUCCAGUGGAGGAGAUUUCAUGUCUGAUCUCUUUAAUAAAUUGGCCAUGCGGAGGAAAGGCAUCUCGGGUAAAGUCCCAGGAGGCGGAGACUCCACAGAACCAGCUGGCAGCUCCGGCAGCGCGUUUGCCAGAAUGUCAGAUGUGAUCCCGCCCCUUCCUGCUCCCCAACAGCCUACCGCAGAGGACGAAGAUGACUGGGAGGCAUAGCCAUUACGGACCACUUCUGAAUGACUCUUUAAGAACCGAAAGGGCAGACGAACGUUCUGAAGCCGCGGCAGCACAACAGGCGUGACUUAGAAUCAUUCGGGUCAUGUUAAAAAAGGGUUCGAUGCUUCCAGUGUCCACUAACUUGUGAUCAUUUGCUAAACAUACAUAUCUGUAUCAGUGUUCUAAAGAUCUAGAUGAUGUAAAGAUGAUGUAAAGAAACUCAGUCAAUGUUAACAGAUCCGUAUCCUCAGCUCGUUUUAGCAGCACAAAUCAUCAAAAGGAUUGAGAUUUUUUUUUUUUUUUGCCAUCUUGCAUAAGCAAUGUGAUACUUAACAAGCUGAUUAACUCAUUGUAUUACAUUAGCUUCUGGACUGGGCAGAAACCUGAGCUUUGACUUGUCCAGUGGUCUAGUUAUGAUUUCUCCAUCCCUCUUAUAUGAAAGCAUAAAAUACACAAAACCUAGGAAGGAAACUUGUGAAAACGUGUUCAGUAUAAAAUAUGAGCAUCUGAAGAGUCAUUUGUGUAAUUACAUUCUUUAUGCACUGAUUAUUUCCGACCAUCUGCUGGGAAAACACAUGGCUGAGGCAUAUUGUGUGCAGGAAGCCUUAAAGGAAGU